This is a messenger RNA of Exaiptasia diaphana, 1883 nucleotides long. RefSeq names its product nicotinate-nucleotide pyrophosphorylase [carboxylating]-like. The coding region runs from base 15 to 941 and encodes 308 amino acids. Lineage: Eukaryota; Metazoa; Cnidaria; Anthozoa; Actiniaria; Aiptasiidae. The record is from RefSeq and is a predicted model, not a curated record. Gene Ontology annotation, biological process: NAD+ biosynthetic process; quinolinate catabolic process. The transcript has a single exon. Gene Ontology annotation, molecular function: nicotinate-nucleotide diphosphorylase (carboxylating) activity. Gene Ontology annotation, cellular component: cytoplasm.
UAAUUACAUUCAACAUGGAAGAUCAGGAAGUCAAGAAUGAUAUCAACAAUGUGAAAUUUUCUCAUCUACUUUCYCCAACAGCCGUUCAAAAUCACGUGCGRCAAUGGCUGCAAGAAGACAUACCGGCAUUUGACUUCGGAGGYUUUGUWGUAGGAGAAACUCAAGAAACUGCUGUACUUCUAUGCAAAUCAACAGGUGUCCUUGCAGGAGUACCGUUUUKYAAUGCAGUUUUURAAGAGCUWGGUUGCACAGUGAAAUGGAAUUAUCCCGAGGGGGUACCCCUAGAGGCUGUUUCWACCGUUGGCCUUGUUAAGGGUCCAGUGAAUAAAAUUUUACAAGGAGAAAGACUAGCUUUAAAUUGCUUGAGUCGCGCAAGUGGUAUAGCAACCAAGGCUCGAAGUCUUGUCARCUUGAAGAAGAAAUGCCAAUGGGAGGGUGAAAUUGCUGCAACACGCAAGAACACCCCUGGAUUUCGAUUGGUCGAAAAGUAUGCUGUAUUAGUGGGAGGGGCUUCUACUCACCGAUAUGAUCUUUCAUCCAUGAUUAUGCUUAAAGACAACCAUAUAUGGUCAAUAGGGGACAUAUCUAAGGCCGUAAAGAAUGCAAGGAGAGUUGGUGGAUUUUCAAUAAAGAUUGAAGUUGAAUGUCGUUCUCUUAAUGAAGCCAGGAGUGCAGCAAAUGCUGGGUCAGAUAUAGUUAUGCUUGACAAUUUCUCCCCUGAAAUACUACAUAAAACAGCCAAAACAUUAAAGGAAGAAUUUCCAAGUMUUUUGAUUGAAGCCAGUGGUGGCAUUACAGAGGACAAUAUAGAGAACUAUUUUGGUCCAUUUAUUGACAUCAUAUCAUUGGGAUCUAUAACUCAACAAUAUACAAUUGUUAACUUCUCUCUGAAAAUAUUAAAAGAUGGUUGUGACCCAUGUAAUCCCUUGGUGACUGCAUGAAUAUAAAAYGGUCUGCGAAAAAAAUCYAUUUAAAAUAGAUAGAUAUUGUAUGAUGAUUGUCAAUGCUGGUCAAACUUCAUUUGCCUGUCUUCAACUGACAUUUUGAGAACUUCAACAGAUUGGAAGGAAUUUGCUUUCUGUAUACWUGAGAGAAGACUAUUAUUUACAGAAUUGACUUGUCAAGACCUAUAGACUCCACAURGAGUUGUUCAUUUACAAAAGGACCUAUAUGUGUUACUUGAGGAGAUGAGGACUACUGAACUUUGUAUUUUCAUAUGACAACAAUCUUCAGGUAUGCUUUAUAGAAAGAACAGUAUUAACUAAUGCAAAAGUCAUAUAGCUUUUCUCUAAUGAUUGUUAAAUUCAAUUSUCAUUGUAACUGAUCAUUGUUACUGAAAUGACCACUAACAGUCUAAUAAUUUGGUAGCGUGAUUAGGUUCACCCCAGGCAACUUUUUUUUUCCUCCUUUGGGCUUCCUUUGUAAUGUUCAUCUUGGCCACUAGGGACUAGUGACAAGAAAAGAAUGAUUUUCCCUCUUUUGACUCCAAACAAAACAGGAAGCCCAUGAUUCUUAAUGAUUUCUGUGGAGGAGGCUAGAUUAGGUACAUGUAGAUCAUUUAGGUUGCAAAAUUCAAAACAGUGACACUCCAGUGAAUUCUGGGAUAAUGCAUUCAUAGAUAAUGUGUUCAUAGGUUAAGCCUGGGUUCCUGAGGAUGCAGUUGUCACASUUAUCGCAACCACAUUAUAAUUCUUAUACUAACUGUACUAAAAUUCAAACUAACCAAGACGGUCAUAAUGAUUAAUCAUUUAUUAAGAAAAAGGCACAUAUUGGUUUAUAUCCUGAUUUCAAGGGCUUGGUACUUUAUUCAAUGUSGAGAAAAAGCAACAAAUAUUGUUUAAGAAAGCAACAUGUUUAGAUAAAGAUUUUGAAAUCGGCCAUUA